AGGAAGGCAGUGUCUUGCAGUCGAGUGUUUAGAUUUAAUCAGAGUAUUCUUGCUUCUUCUACAGUGGGUGGAUCUAUUUAAUUUUGGUUAAGGAAAUGUAAUCAUCGACUUGUUUGAAUCAGACUUUUACCCAGCACUGGCAGAAUAUUUCCUUUUGCUUUUUAAACAUAACAAAAGACCUUCAGUUUUCAAAGUCGAUGUACUGUAUCAGUCUAAGGUUUGUGUUCUCACCAAAUUACAAAAGAAAAAGAAUAUUCUCCUUUUUCGCUUUCACUCGGCCUGAUGCUAUAUUUUCUGAAGAGCGGUAUCCAAAUUUGUAGUUUCUUAUCCUGCUAGUGACGAGCAAGGUCAGAUCCCAAUUUAUUUAACCAAAUAAUUUACAAUGAUGGGACUCAAAUUGGAAUGUACCAAUUUUCCUCUGAGGGCAUUUAAUGGAGCAAACUGAGAGAGGUAACUUGCUUAGAGUCACUAUGUAAGUUGUUCAGCCAAAUGACAUUGUACAACAUCCUGGAGUUGCAAGAAUGGGAAUCUAGCAGAAUAAAAUGUUGAUGGACCACUAGGUGGUGCUCUUUCCUCUCUAGACCAGAAUUUCCAAAUGAGAGCCCACAGUAUGGUGACCAGGAACUUGUCUCUGCCUGAAGACCAGUGACCCCUGCUGGCCCCCCAAGUAAACAGUAAAAAAAAAGGCUGGGCAGGCAUAGAGAGGGGGUUGGGGGUGGGUCUGGGACGCCAGAACCACUGUGGAGACUUCUGGAGAUGUUGUGGGCUCAUAGACAAUGCACCGAUGAUGGAAGGUGCCCACUGAAACCCCAAAGACAUGUCGCCCCCAGCCCCCGCCUCAAGACUCACGAUUAAGCCAAGAAACAGUGGUGCGCUCCCCAUCUCUAAGGGAUUGUACCAUCAAUUCCCACGUGUCAGAACUGCAGUAACAAGUGUCAUCCUGCUGCUGAGAUGUAAGACGGUAGUCUUAGAUACGUGGUCAUUAAGGAUCACUGGGCGCUGUUUGUAAGAGUACGGGUGUUGUUCACCCUGGGAUUCAAAUUAAAUCGCGCUCAGGGAUUUUACAAGUAACUUCUCACUUCUUCAACUGAACUGCGGUAUAGUGGCAGAUAAUGGCAUCCAGGUGCCAAAGUGAGUCCCCUCUUAUGUGUAAAGUGCUUUGGGAUCCUUUGGGAUGAAAACACGACAUACAAUGCAAUGAAUUAUUAUGAUAAUACUACACCACAUCACAGUUAAUGACGUUCUGCUGGCAGUGCAUAAUUUAAAUCCUUGUAGUAGUGGAAACGUGAAAGAUAAUUCUUUAAACUCUGUGGUUUCGAAGUCAAACGUGUACAAGAUCUCGAACGCAAACCUUCGUCAGAUACAUUACGAAGUACUGAUUUACCCUCGUUGACAUAAUCUACUUUUGGUCUGCUUUCGUAAUAUGCAAGGUAUAGGUUAAAUACAAUACAUUUGAUAUAUUCAUAAUGAAGAGCUCAAUAAGACAAAUCGGUAUUCGUUAUGUUCAUUUACAAAACUGUAACCGAUAAUAAAAUCGUUUCCUUGUCAUUGAACACACGCUCGAAUGCAAUCAGGUUUAACGACUUAAUACUACCGAAGGACUCUAAAUACCAAUUCCCAAAUGCAGUUUUCCACGCACCGUAGCUCAUCUCUGACCGGGCCUGCCUGUAAAUGCAGACAGCGGUAUAAAAUAUCCGUUUUUUUUUUUAACCUGAAGGUGGCGCUACCGCUCACUCUUCGGGCUUCUGCCGCCCUCCACAUAUUCCAUAUAGUAGUCAAAGCGAGCGUUACAGCUUCUGGCAGCGAGUGAGCUGUCCACAUGUACAAACUAGCAAUGGAUCAUGGGAGUUGGAGUUCUUUUGACCCGUCGCGCUGUAGUUACAGCCGACAAGAGCACUGCAUCUCCCGGUAUGCGCCAACGCUCCCUUGGAGCGCAUCCCAGGGGAUGACUUCACGACAGUCCGCAGCCCCCCCUCCCCAUCAGUAUUAACUGAGCAGGAGGAGAAGCUCAGGGCACCAGAAGCCGCAACCAUGAACUAGAUUUAAAAGAGACCAGUAUAACGGUCUGGGGGGAAGAAAAAAAAAAAGGGGCUGGUUUUCGCGUAUGAAACAAAAAAAGCGGAAGGGCUGAAAUACAGCAACUGCUAGGGAAGGAGAGCAAACAUGCAGUUCAAACGCAGAAGACUUUAAAACCCCCUUUUUUUUUAAAUCAGAAGAGGCGUUUGCGGUCCUUCCAGAGGCGAGGGAUCCGGUUCAAGCUUCUCUGCUCACUGCUUUUAGAUCCCCACCCCGCUUGCGUGUGCCGCCGGCCAGCCGAGAUCAAGAUGUCCGUGGACGAGUAUCCCGGGUCGGUGGUGGUGCCGGACGCCGGACCGCAGUGGCUCCGGGCGGAGGUGGAGCGGCUGUCCCGGGAGCUGAGCGAGACGACCCGGGAGAAGAUCCAGGCUGCCGAGUACGGGCUGGCGGUGCUGGAGGAGAAGCAGCAGCUGAAGCAGCAGUAUGACGACCUGGAAGCCGAGUACGAGACCGUCCGGCAGGAGCUGGACCAGCUCAAAGAGGCCUUUGGACAAGCACAUUCCAACCACAAGAAGGUAGCGGCGGACGGGGAGAGUCGGGAGGAGUCCCUGAUCCAGGAGUCGGCCUCGAAGGAAGCCUAUUACGAACAGAGGGUCCUGGAGCUGCAGACGGAGCUCAAACAGAUGAGGAACGUCUUGGCCAAUGCGCAGUCCGAGAACGACCGGCUUGCCUCGGUUGCACAAGAGAUGCGAGAGAACACCCAGGUGGUGGAGCUGCAGAGGAACCGUCUGCGCGAUGACAUCAAGGAGUACAAGUUCAGGGAGGCCCGACUGCUGCAGGACUACACCGAGCUGGAGGAGGAGAACAUCUCCUUGCAGAAACAGGUCUCCGUCCUCAAACAGAACCAGGUUGAAUUCGAAGGCCUGAAACAUGAGAUCCGCCGCCUGGAAGAGGAUACGGAGUUCCUGAACAGCCAGCUGGAGGACGCCAUUCGACUGAAGGAGAUCGCCGAGCGGCAGCUGGCCGAGGCGCUGGAGACCAUCAAAACCGAACGUGAGCAGAAGAACAACCUCCGUAAGGAGCUGUCCCACUACAUGAACAUCAGCGACUCCAUGUACAACAGUCCCCUCAGCAUCUCUCUGGACGGCCUCAAGUUCAGCGACGACACGGUGGAGCCCAACAACGACGACGCGCUCAACGGCUACGACCACACCUCCUUCAGCAAGAUCGCCAAUGGCGAGAACAACAAGGCGUCCACUCCCAAGAAACACGAGCUCUUCCCCCCUGCCCCCAGCCUGGUCAAUGACCUCCUGAGCGAGCUCAACAUCUCUGAAAUCCAGAAGCUUAAACAGCAGCUCAUGCAGGUGGAAAGGGAAAAGGUGAAUCUUCUGUCCACACUUCAGGAUUCACAGAAGCAGCUGGAGCAUGCCAGAGGCGCUCUUUCGGAGCAGCAUGAGAAAGUGAGCCGGCUCACGGAGAACCUCAAUGCCAUGAAAAAGCUGCAGGCAAGCAAGGAGCGCCAGUCAGCCCUGGACAAUGAGAAGGAGAGGGAUAGCCACGAGGACGGGGACUACUAUGAGGUGGACAUCAAUGGACCGGAGAUCCUGGAGUGCAAGUACAAGGUGGCCAUGGCUGAGAUUGGGGAUCUUAAAGAGGAACUAAAGACAGUCAAGGCUAAGUAUGAAGAUUGUGAGUCCAAGUACGAGGAGGAGAAGAGCCGGUUGGAAACAGAGGUACAGUUGCUGACGGAGAAGCUGACCACCCUGGAGAAGACCAACCGGACGGACCGCGACCAGAUGGUACGGUUGGAGAAGGAGCUAAAGAAGGUCAGCGAUGUUGCCGGAGAGACACAGGGCAGCCUCAGCGUGGCGCAGGAUGAGCUGGUUACCUUCAGUGAGGAGCUGGCCAACCUCUAUAACCACGUCUGCAUGUGCAACAAUGAGACACCCAACAGGGUCAUGCUGGACUAUUACAAGGAAGGCAAGGGGGGACGCACCAGUCCGGAGGGCAAGGGUCGCCGUUCACCCAUCUUGCUCACGAAAGGCCUUUUCCCCGAGUCGGCAAAGAACGAAAACAUCGACAGCAUCCCAUCCCCGGUGUCUUCCCUUCCAUCCCCGGUCUCAGAUCCGCGUAAGGAGCCCAUGAACAUCUACAACCUGGUUGCCAUCAUCCGGGACCAGAUCAAACACUUGCAGACAGCAGUGGAUCGGACCACAGAGCUCUCCAGGCAGAGGAUGGCUACACUGGAGCUGGGGCAAGUGGUGGACAAAGACAAGGAAGCCUGUAUGGAGGAAAUCCUGAAGCUCAAGUCUUUGUUGAGCACCAAACGAGAACAAAUAGCAACACUGAGAACAGUUCUCAAGGCGAACAAGCAGACAGCAGAGGUGGCUCUGGCCAACCUGAAGAGUAAGUAUGAGAACGAGAAGGCCAUGGUCACCGAGACCAUGAUGAAGCUACGCAACGAGCUGAAGGCUCUCAAAGAGGACGCUGCUACUUUCUCGUCUCUCAGGGCGAUGUUUGCCACAAGGUAAGGGCUGGGUAUCUGUCUGGGGUGAAAGUCAUGUUGUGAGAUUCUUACUAAGCCAACAGUGCAGUGGGAUAUUAAGGCCCAACCCACUCUGUGCCUUAUUAUUUCAGCAAAGAGAGAUUGAAAUUGAAGUGAGCUCUUCCAUGAUUACAUUAGGAAAAACGACCAUACAAUACGUGGUUUCUCCGCAUCUCAACAUCUGAUGAGCUUAGUUCACUGCUCGAGAGAUAAUCUCCCCAAUUUCUGCAAGAAGGAGAGAUAUGGUUUGAGCCUGUCUAAUCUCUAGAAAAUAAAGAUUAUUACAUAACUAGAAAGUGCCCUCCAUUACUUUAUUAAACCUCCAGAAGUGGCUGCGUUUAAUUUUGCAUAAAUUUAAAGACCUAUAAAACAGUGCCAGAUUAUUAGUGUUUUGGAAUAUCUUUUUUUUUUCCUUGCUACCUGUUGAAAUGUUUGCCGUUUUCAGGCCCAGGAAUUGUUCUGUGUCCAAUGGCAGUUCUCAGCAUGUCUUUUCUGCUUCAAUACUUUCUUUGCUUGAAUUAACAUUUGCAGCGUAUGCAGAGAAUUGCAUGUGAUAGUUACUGUACUACAGUUAUAUGCUCUUCUUCUUUCGUAUUGUUGUAUUGUUUAAUACACCGGCCACGGUUUGCAACUAUUGCUUUUUGCAUUAAAAUAUUAAAUAUAAUUGGCAAAAAAAAUAUCUGCAGUAGGAAAAAGCUAUAGUACAGUAAAAAGAACAAAAGUCUUUUUGUGGAAAAGAAACUUUACUUACUAGUUGUUUUCAAAGGUUCAAGCGAAGGCGGAGACAGUUUGAAGAACAGUUGAUCAUUCU
This is a messenger RNA of Lepisosteus oculatus (spotted gar), 5372 nucleotides long. Lineage: Eukaryota; Metazoa; Chordata; Actinopteri; Semionotiformes; Lepisosteidae. The record is from RefSeq and is a predicted model, not a curated record.